GCCCCAAGAAGGCCUUCUUUGCCUACACUUCUCUCUUCCUCUGCCAUUUCUCUCUUUACCUUCUCUCUCAAUCUCCCUCCAUUGCCUUGGAACAGACGAACCAGAAUCACAAGUUUCAAUGGCUACCCACCUCUUCUAAAAUCCUUCUCUUUCUCUUGAAGCCUUAAAGUUUUCAUCUUUCUUUCCUAUUUUUUCUCCAUACCCAGUUGAUGCUCUCUGCUUCUGUGACCUGAUCAAGCCUGGAAUACACAAACCAUUGCUAAAUUUGCAUUGUCAAUUAAUCUUCUGUGGUCAUUUUGCUACUGUUUCGCAGAUCUACCAGCAUUACCAACUUUUGUUUUUAUCUUUUCCAGUUAUUAUACAUACCUUUCUGGAAGAAGAAGAAAUGAGUAAAGAAGAGUUUAUGAAGAUUCAGACUUGUGUUCUGAAAGUGAACAUCCACUGUGAUGGUUGUAAGAGCAAAGUGAAGAAAAUCUUGCAGAAAAUUGAUGGGGUGUUCAAAACUACCAUCGAUGCAGAGCUUGGGAAGGUGACAGUUUCGGGGAAUGUAGACCAUAACCUUCUAAUAAAGAAGCUUCAGAAAGCAGGUAAACAUGCGGAGCUAUGGGGAGCUCAGAAGCCAAACAGCAAUAAUAACCAGUUGAAGAACAUGCAACUUGACAGUGGCAAAAAUGGCACGAAAGGCCAAAAGGGUGGUAAUAUUAACCCGCCCAAAGGCGGCGGCGGCAUUGGCGGUGGAGGUGGAGGUGGUGGAUGCGGUCAGCGGAACCAGCAGCAGCAGCAAGUUCAGCAAAUGAAAGGGUUUCAAGAUCUGAAGGGCCCGGCUUUUAAAGAGAUGAAGAUGCCUUUGAAGGACCAGAACCAGAAGAGUGUCAAGUUUAAUCUUCCUGGAGAUGAUGAUUUGAGUGAUUUUGAUGAUGAUGAUGCUGAGUUUGAGGAUUAUGAACUUGAAGAUGAGCUUGAUGAUGAAUUUGAUGAGCCUCUUCCUCCGAUGAACAAGCCGAUUAUGGGUAACGGCCGACAGGGUAUUCCUGAUAACAUUAUGAUGAUGAUGAUGAACGGGAAUAAUGGCGGUGGUGGUAGCCAAAAUGGUAAAAAAGGAGGCGGUGGCGGUGGAGGUGGGGGUGGGGGAAGUGUUCCUGUUCAGGUAAAUAUGGGUAACAGUGAGGGUAAAAAUGGAAAUGGCGGUAAGAAAGGUGGUGCUGCCGGCGGUGGCGGUGGCGGUGGCGGGAAUAAUCAGAACCAACGUGGCAAGAAUGGUAAAAACGGUGGUGGGUUCCCUCAAAAUGGAAAUAAUGGUGGAGGUGGGGCUAAUAAUAAUAAGAAUGGUAAUAAUGGAGCUGGUGGUGGUGGAAACGGUAACAUCAUGAAUGGAAAUGCGAGCAAAAAGGGACAUAACGGCGGCGGCGGCGGCGGUGGUGGAAUGAAUGAUGGGUUUCAGAACACGGGUGGGCCUGUCCCUCAAGGUGUGAUGCCUAACAUUAAGGUGGGUCAAAUGGGCAACAUGCCAAUGGGCCCAAUAGGCAACAUCCCAGCUGUUCAAGGCCUUCCCGCAGCUGCCAUAGCUGGUGGUGCUGGUGCAGGUGGUGGAGGUGGUGGUGGUGGUUACUUUCAGGGAGCCGGGCCGGAUCUUAUGCCCGGUAACCCUUAUCACCAACAGCAAUACAUGGCUGCUGUAAUGAAUCAACAACGUGCAAUGGGCAAUGAAAGGUCCCAGCCCAUGAUGUAUGCAAGGCCACCUCCGGCAGUCAAUUACGUGCCCCCACACCCUUACAACCCGUACCCGUACCCGUACCCAUAUCCAUCUUUUGUCCCGCAUCCGAACCAACCUCAGGACCCAUCUUAUACCCACUUCUUCAGUGAUGAAAACGCCUUAAGUUGCAAUAUCAUGUGAAGGAAUUUGCGGUUCUUUCAGAUUUUGGUUUCGGUCUUGCUCAUGUCAUAUUAUACAUGAAAAUGGGUUUUUCCAUUUUAGUUAUAAUUUUCUAUUUUUGAUCUUUUUUUCUUUUUACCCUAAGUUGAAUUAGGGAUUCUAAGUUAUGAUAGUUUUGAAAAAACUAAAAAUAAUGUAACAGUGUUGUGAGUUAAUCAUGUACAUUUUUCAAA
This is a messenger RNA of Mangifera indica (mango), 2106 nucleotides long. Its product is annotated as heavy metal-associated isoprenylated plant protein 33-like. The transcript is spliced from 3 exons. The record is from RefSeq and is a predicted model, not a curated record. Bases 386 to 1894 code for a protein of 502 amino acids. Lineage: Eukaryota; Viridiplantae; Streptophyta; Magnoliopsida; Sapindales; Anacardiaceae. Gene Ontology annotation, molecular function: metal ion binding.